Messenger RNA from Lathyrus sativus (Indian pea), 861 nucleotides. NCBI's taxonomy places the organism in Eukaryota, Viridiplantae, Streptophyta, Magnoliopsida, Fabales, Fabaceae. The record is from the annotation of a GenBank genome assembly.
AUGUUAGUGGGUUCCACGGUUUUUGUGGACAAGACCUUUACACUUGUCAAGGCACGAUACCUCUCACUAUUUAUGGACUUGGAGGGCUUAUCAGAAUACAGUUGGGGAGCAGCUGUGUUGGUUACCCUUUAUAGAUAUCUUGGAGAUGCUUCCAUGUUCAGUUGUAAGCAGCUCGGUGGUUAUCCGACUUUCCUACAAUGUUGGAUUCAUGAGUAUUUUCCAACACUUGUAAAAGAAGGAGAGAAUUGGAUACCAGCUAAUAAUGUUGGUCUCCCUCGAGCAAUGAGAUGGUCCUAUAGGCAAUGUGUCUUGAAGGUGGAUGACUUGCGACCUAUUCUGGACGAACUGACACCUUCCGAUUUCAUAUGGCGCCCAUUUGAGGAACAUAGAGUAUGGAAUCAGUUUGAUGAGUUAUGUAUAUACAGGGGGUGUCCGAGGUGGGGUGACACUAUUAUUCCAUACUUUCUUGACAGAUGUAUGCGUCAGUUUGGAUAUAGGCAGCAUGUUCCACCUCCACCUCUUGAUUAUAUGAUGACUGGUGAUAUUGAUGUUGAGUGGAUUAGUUACCAUCAAAGCAUUGAGGAUUUGAUUCGUCGUACAACACUGGCCACUACCCCAUUUGAGACAGAUGAUGGAUAUCUUCAGUGGUAUUAUCUUGUUCCGCAUUCUCGUCUGUUACCGCCCCAUCGUGAUGCGCCAAGUGAGGUUCCAGUUCCUGUUUACGAUGCAGGACCGCCUGAUCCUAGUUGGGCUCGUGUUUCUUCAUUGAUUCAUCAUUAUCUUCAACAGACUAGUGUUGAAGAGGAUAAUCCACAGUUUACUGAGUUGUUCGAAGCUUUACGUAUUGCUCGUUCACAUUGA